AUGGCCUUCAGGCACAGUGAUGUGUGUCUCUUCUUGGCCAGUGCGGUGACGCGCUCUGCGCACCCCUGCUGCAGCACACGGGUGCUGCGCCACACAGGCAAGAUCGUUAUCCCAAAGCUGCCGAGUGUGCAGCAGCAGGAAAGCAGCGUUGCUGCCUCAGCAGCCGUAUUGUCCUCAUCACCAUCGUCGUCUAAGCGUCGGAGUGAGUACCGCGAAAACAAGCAUCUAGACCCUCGAGUUGCGCAGUUCCUUGCUGGCAACGCUGCCGACACGCUGCGGCGGCAGCAGCAACUCGACCAGUUCCGCACUGCCACCGACAAUGCGGCGGUCAAAGUGUGGCGUGACUCAAAAGGCCAUCUACGCCGCCACGAGGCGCUCGUAAAGGAUAUGGGUGUGGAAGGUGCGGUGCGGGAGAUGCUACAGCCCACACGAGUCUCCUUCCGGCACGAGCUGCGCCAGCGCCCCCUAGACCGCGGCAUCCUGGAGGAGGUCUACAAAGGCCUCCACGGCAGGCGCAUCGAGCGGCGGCUGAAGCGCGGUGUGUCGUGGGAGCACUGGAUCACGAAGGGGGACGGUACCGCGCCGGUGUUCACUGCCUCACGGAAGGCACAGCAGACAUUCGCCUUUGGUGGAGCGAUUCGACUCGAGGCAAAGGCCACACAUGCGAAGCAGUUCCCCAUUCUUCACCCCAACGGAAAGCGCGGCCGUGGAAGCAGCAGCAAAAGUAAAAGCGAAAACAAAAACAAAAUCAGUGGUGAGGAUAAGGUUGCCCUAUUGGAGGAAGAAGGAGCGGUGCAGCGACUCGUGCCGGAACUCGCCUUUAUUGGCCGUACCUCUAGUGGUAAGUCCUCCUUGAUUAACGCCAUUGUGAACGCCAUGGUUGCGCCGUAUGGCCACCUGCAGGGCACGACAAGCUCGGUAAACUUCUACAACGUGGCCAACAAGGUGGUACUAGUGGAUUGUCCUGGCUACGGGUACUACAACCCAAUGGAAACGCCGGAUAUGGACGCAGCGAACGCCGUCGCCGCCAUGCGAGCCUAUCUUGCAACGUGCAGCAGCAGCAGCAGCAGCAGGCGCUCUGGUGAAAGCACGAGGGGUGGUGGAACGAGUGAGGCGGGGCGCCAUGGUUCGUAUCAGGUGCGGCCUAUCAGGCGUGUCUUUGUGUGCAUCUCAGCGCGUGGGCUGCAGCACACCGACAUCGCGUACCUCGAUCACCUCGAGGAGUUGGGCGUGCCCUUUUCCGUCGUGCUCACAAAGACAGACGCUGCGCCGAUACGCUUUCUCACGCGGCUCGCCGACCACACCCGCUGCAAGCUUGUCCAUUACAAGCACUGCAAGGAACUCAUGCUGACGAGCUCCCUGCGGCUGGCGGGAAUCGACAAGAUGCAGAGCCUCAUUGGCGGCAUGGCACUCGGCGAGGACAAACUCCACGGCGCCACCACUGACUUCAGUACCAUUGUGUGA
Messenger RNA from Trypanosoma grayi, 1464 nucleotides. RefSeq names its product GTP-binding protein. The record is from RefSeq and is a predicted model, not a curated record. Lineage: Eukaryota; Euglenozoa; Kinetoplastea; Trypanosomatida; Trypanosomatidae. Bases 1 to 1464 code for a protein of 487 amino acids. The transcript has a single exon. Gene Ontology annotation, molecular function: GTP binding.